AUGCAAUCCUUGAGCCUUGCAGCACUGGCGUCAGCUGCCGCAGAGGCGCCACCAGGUGCUGUACCUUCCUUAGGGACCGAGUCCUGGUAUGCUGACUACGAGCUCAGAUACCGUCCGGAAGAUGCGGGUGCCGAGCCAGUACCCUGGCGGAUCUCAGCUUGGCAGUUCCAGGAAAACAUCCUUGACUUUCAUCACCGAGCAGGCCGCCCCCCGCUCAAUGCAGCCCACUUCGUGGUUAUGACACUCCCGGACGAGUCCCAGCAGCAGAUCCUGCAGGAAUGUCCCGGCCUUCUUUGGACGGCGACGCUGCUCGUGGCUGAGGCGCGCCUCUCCGCCGGAGCUUGCCUGGAGGCGGACAGUUUGGUUCGGAGGCUGUGGGGAUGGAUGUCUCAGUCCCAUGCUGCAUUCGCGGCCUACCUGCAAGAACAUUCCUCACCUUGGUCGGAGGAGGCGAUGCGGACGUUGCUGCUCCUGGCUCCUGGCUGGGGCUUGGAGGCUUCAGCUCAUCGCUUCCUGCAAGCCCAGCAUUUGUGCCCCAACACGGCCCCAAGGGCAGUUCUGCAGAGGUGCGAGGCUGCAAGGCUGGAUGUUGUCGUUGCAUUCUGCAGAGAGGACCUCAGCUGGCUCAUGGACUUUGCAGACGCAAGGCUGUGGCUUUAUUCGAAGUGCCCAGAGCCGGAUCUGACUGCAUUGGACAAGCUGGGACUACCAUGCGUCACUUUGGAGCAGCUUCCGAAUCUGGGUAUGGAGUCUUUGGCCUAUGCUGCGCAUUUGGAACGGCGACACGAAGGCUAUGCUGAGUACACGAUGUUUCUUCAAGGAGAGCCUUUUCAACACGCGCCCCGACCACUCCUUGGAGACAUUCUCUCCGCCAUUCAUGCGGGCAUCUACAAUGUGCCGUUCCUGCACUUGAACGUGCGCCGCUUCCUCGCUGGCAGCAGCUUAUGUUUGAGGGACCUUUACAUGCGCCUCUUCGAAGCUGAAGUUCCCGAGGUCUUUGGUUCAUAUUGCUGCAGCCAGUUUGUUGUCCGCUCUGAUCGCCUACAUCAGAGCCGAAGUUUCUACCAGCGGAUAAACCGUAUCCUGUUGGGUGAGAUGCCUCUCGCUUGCGCACAGGACGUCAAGUAUGAUCCUCGACCAGGGAUAGCCAUAUCUGCCCUGUUUGAGCACCUGUGGCAUGUCAUCUUUGGUGAACCGGCAGUUCUGUCCGUUCGACGCAGCAACCGCGAGCUUCCACUCUUUGCCCAGCUGGACGUGGGCGAAGGGGAGCUUCCAGACUUCUUCGCCUGA
Messenger RNA from Symbiodinium sp. CCMP2456, 1290 nucleotides. NCBI's taxonomy places the organism in Eukaryota, Dinophyceae, Suessiales, Symbiodiniaceae. The record is from the annotation of a GenBank genome assembly.